Nymphalis io (European peacock) is the source of this 7198-nucleotide messenger RNA. RefSeq names its product C3 and PZP-like alpha-2-macroglobulin domain-containing protein 8. NCBI's taxonomy places the organism in Eukaryota, Metazoa, Arthropoda, Insecta, Lepidoptera, Nymphalidae. The record is from RefSeq and is a predicted model, not a curated record. Bases 236 to 6010 code for a protein of 1924 amino acids. Gene Ontology annotation, molecular function: endopeptidase inhibitor activity. The transcript is spliced from 26 exons. Gene Ontology annotation, cellular component: extracellular region.
GUCUACGCCGGAGUCGAUUCGGGGACCUUGACACGAUUUAGCCCCGCCUGAUACGUGUUAGCAUUCGCGAUUUAUCAAUCAGAUUGAAAUGAUAAUUAUCAAGAAAAUUAUCAAUAAGACACUAACUUAAAUUAUAGUGACUGUUCAGUGUUUUUGGACGUUAAUUACCACGUGGUUCAAAAGGCUAAAGCUGAAAAAAUAUUAUGGUUUGAGAAAAUGUGCUGAUCACCACAAGAUGGCUGUUAUCGUCGUACUGUUGGCGCUUCAUUUAGCCGUCGCAGCUGCGGGAAAUUGUACUACAGGCUUCUCAGUAGUAGCACCGGAAGUUGCUGUUCCAGGAAAAACAACAGCUAUCCUUGUCACACUUCAUGGUAGAGCUGAAGAUGGCAAAUUGGAUCCGUUGAACGUAACAGUGAGGCUGGAGACUCAAGAUGAUAAUAAUGACGUAAAGUUAUUGACCACUGCCAGUCAGAUGAUUACAGGUUAUGGAAUUAUUCCAUUGAAGAUACCGUCAUCGCCGGCUACUCACUGCACCCUUCACACCACAGUCGGCUGCGUCGGGAAUGACGAGUGUACUGCUAAAAGUCACAGUGUCAUUCGAUUGCUGGGACCAGUUCGGGACGUUAUAGUUCGACCUGCCCGACAUCAUUACCGUCCGGGCGAAACAAUUACAUUCUGGAUUCUUGCUUUGGACCACGAUCUUCGCUUGGUGAGACACGAAAUCGCAUAUGUCGCUCUAAGUGAUCCUGCUGGGACUAAAGUUGCCAUAUGGGAUCAACUGUCUAUGGAUGAAGGUGUACGCAAGCUUAGCGCAAUUCUGGCCGCUGGAGGACGUUCUGGAACAUGGCGGAUCGAGGCUCGCUGUGGUGGAAGCUCUGCACGCGUGGAGCUUACUGUUGGUUCCGGAUUAGGCAGUACAACUCCAGCUACCCCAGCUGCUGAACAACACUACGUGGAAUUGAAAUUCGCAGACAGCAUGCGUCGUAGAUACAAGCCUGGAUUACCAUUUGUUGGUAGAGUUGAAGCAAUGAGUACUGAGAAGAAAGUUCGAGUCCGAGUAAAGCUGUAUGAUGAUAAAACAGACAUCUACAGUCAAGAUAUCGACAUGUCCACUGGUGAAGGCGGCUUUAUCGUACCAACUGUGAUGGCUGACGCUCCAUACGUGAACUUACAAGCGGAGUUGGUGGCUGUUGAAGGCAAAGAAAUAGAAACACACUACGUGCUGGCUCGUGAGCGAAUUCGUCGCUGGAACUCGACGUCCAAGUGUUAUCUCCUCAUCGAGAACUUGCCAACACCAUUACAGGCUGGUGGCAUUGCAAGUGCAAGUGUGUGGUCGUCUUGUGGAUGUCGACAAAGGUUGCUGGCAGCUGUUACUAGCGGUGGCCGUGCCGUCCACUGGGCAGCUGUUCCUGCGCCCAAUCCAAGUGACAACAAUGAUUUAUGCCGCUUCAAUUAUACGUUUCCCGUGACAGCUGACAUGGCGCCGGUCAGUUCACUGCUCGUCUACUAUGUCACAGAGGCGGGUGAGCCUGUGAGUGACGUCGCUAGCUUUCACGUCCGACUCUUGCAUAAGGAGGUAGUGGUAGCGGUAGAAGAACGGCGCUGGUGGUAUCCGAGAGCAGCUUUACAAUUACGAGUAUUAGCUCCUACUGAUUCCUUGAUGUGCUUAAUCGGCGCUCGAGCACCUCCGGACUCCCGUUUCGACGUCCAUCAAACUUCAAACGAUCAUGAAGAGCAGCCUGGUCCAGAAUUUGUGUCAGCGGGGGUAUCGCUAUUCGUUGGUGGUGGAGCUUGUGGUGGUGGCGUCCUCUACCGUCAGAAAACUGCGCCUGCACCGCAAGCACCAGCUCACCUUGUUCCUCCAGCUACCCAUGAUAGAUUGUGGAUGUGGAAAUGUUUCAACUAUACGACCCAAUUAUCAACUGAUGGAGUAACAAUCGCAGCGCCAUCAGAAGCUGGUCGAUGGUCGCUUUGGGCGCUGUCACUAUCGAACCGUGGUCUUCGCUUCUCAGCUCCGAGAACUAUUAAUGUCUUCCGGCCGAUACAGCUAGACUUCUCACUCCCGUCGGCACUAAAGGUCGGCGAGACGGUGGAAGUCGACGUGAAAAUUACUAACAACAUCAAUAAUUGCAUGGAUGUGACGGCUUUACUAGCGCUUAGCGCUGGCGCAGCAUUCGCAAGCACCGGAGCGCUGUAUGUAACGGAACGACUAAGGCUCGGACCUCGUGGAGGAACUCAAUUAGUUGUACGUGUUGCUGUCAAUACUCCAGGGAGAAAAAAUAUUACCGUGGAAGUAACUGGGUAUAGCGCUGACAAUUGCUCUGUAUCUUACACCUCUUUCAACAAUGAGACAUUAGUUGGAUCAGUUAUUCGAUCUGCAAGUGUGUUGGUACUUCCCGAAGGCUUACAUAGAAGUGAUACGCAGAGCGCGUACUUUUGCGCUAACGAACAUUUAGCUGUUUCUUCUCGUGGUUCAUGGGAAUGGCAAUGGGUGGCAGCCCCACGUAAUCGGGCAGGAUUAGUAUUAGAACUAAAAGCUCAAGGUGCCGCUCACGUUGCGCUUUCAUCAAAUCGGGAACCAUCAGAUGACAUGUACAGGGUUGUAUUUGAAAGAACUCGUGUCUGGAUUGCUAAAGGAAAACAUGGGUAUGACGUUCAUUUAGCAAGUGCAGAACAAACGGAAAGUGAUGAGGAAUGUGCUGGGGCUGAUUCCUGGUGCGCUUGGUGGGUAUGGUGGGAAGGUGGUAGAUUGUCAGUUGGAAGAGGAGCUGCUCCAUCUGAGAGAAGACUAUUGGUGUGGCCAUUGACUUCUGAUAUGAGGAUAAAAUAUGUCGGUUUCAGUGCUUUGUGGGGUGAUAAAGCUGAUUUCAGAAUAUGGAACUUCAACGAAGAGGCUGGUUUUUCCCAAGUGCUUGAGCUUGGUCUACCACAUGGCGUAGUUCCUGGAUCAGCUAGUGGAACAUUACUCGUGUCUGGUGGUCUACAUUUACCGUUAUACAGUCUUCAGACAGAUGUUUCUGAUCAAUGGGCAGAUGUUUGGAGAGAUUCGCAAUUGUCAGCUGCUUCUGCCAGCCUAGCGCCAUUGUUAGCGUUAGAACACAUCCCACAUCUAGUUGACGAGGCUGAAAGGGAGAAGAUUUUGAAGAAAUUACCAGAACAGGUUCAAAUUCUUCUAUCUUUUCGGAAAAGCGACAAUUCUUUUAGCGACCAUCCAGCAAUAAGCAGUCACUUAUCAACCAUUAAAAUAUUAGAAAUUCUUAAUAAAAUACAAUCUUACUAUCCAAUUGAUCCAGAACUCUUAAAAUCUAUUAAAGACUGGAUUCAGUCAAGACAAAAUCAAGAUGGAUCGUUCACACCUUUGGCAGCUGAUAAAGAAGUCGAUUACUAUCCAGUUGAAAUAAAGAAUGUUAAUAGUACUGACAAAGAAGUCGAUGUAAAUGAGUACUAUUACUAUGACAGAGAUGGAAAUAUGACUGAAGAUGAAAUAGAAUGGGAGCGAACAGUGGAAGUUACAGCUGAAACUUUGGUAUCGUUAUUAGAAGUUGGUGUUGAAGAUCAAUUGGAUGCGGAUAUAGCUAAAAAAGCUCAGACAUAUUUGGAGAAAAAUCUAUAUAAUUUGACUUCACCAGCCGCUUUAGCUGCUACAGUAUUGGCUCUUGUUUUAGCGAGGAGCCCAAUUGUUCCCGAAGCCUUAGUAAUCUUGCGAAACGCGUCAACUACCGAAGAGGGAGAGUUUGGUUGGCCAGCUCCAAGAAAAGAUGCUGCUGAUUGGCUACUUGAAGAAACUUCACGGAACAUCAAGACUACGUCAUAUGAAGCGGUAACAAUGGAACAAUACGUAGCUGGGGUUAGAGUUCUUCUAGCAGCUUGCGCUCGAGGAGCUCUCGCUGAAGGAGAGGCAGCUGCAAGAUUCUUAUACUAUAGAGCUUCAACACUUCAACGUCAUCCUAGCCUUGCAUAUACUGCUACAAAAGCUGCUGCUCAAUAUGCUGCACUAGCUCAUGACAGACAUCGCGCACUCACCGUAUCACUUGCAACAGCCGGCAUGGAAUUAACUGAUACAUUGGAACUGCGAGCCAAAACUCCACCUCGUCCUUUACAGCUACCUGGGCUACCCACAAAAGUAUUUGUAUAUGCCACUGGGGCUGGAUGUGCUACAGUGCAGGGCACCAUAACUUAUUCAACUUAUACGCCGAAACCAGAAAAUGCACUUUUAAACAUCCAAUCUGCUAUUAUUGAAGAAAUACGCCCUGAAAGAAGUAGCCUUGAAGAUUUACAAGGAAAUUUACCCACAUUAAUUAUUAAAACAUGCUUCAAAUGGAAAGGAAAAGAACGAUCAGGAAUCCUUCGUCUUGAAACGUCGCUCUUCUCUGGUUAUGAAUUGCACUCGGUCAAUCCAGUCGUAUUAGAUGGCGCUACAUUCGCUGAUCUGCAUUAUGGUUCAAGAGGCGAAUCUGUAUGGUUCGUUUUUGCUAAUAUUAGUUCAACCUGUCCAGUUUGUGCAACAUAUGAGGCAAGAUCUAAAUUCGUCAUUACUAGCCUCCGUCCAGCUUUUGCCAAAAUAUAUCCUUCUAGCAGACCUGACUUAGCCGUCGAAACAUUCUUCCAUGCGAAACCAGGAAGUCCAUUACUUCGAGGAAUUACUGAUGAUGAUUUCAUAACAUGGUUUGAUAAAACUCAAAUCGCUAGCCUUAAAGCUAGCGCAAAUAUCGACAACAUAUGUGAAUGUGGGCGUAUUUGUAGCAGAGAUUAUGAAUUCAGAAAAGAUUAUGAAAAAAUACACGACAUUAAAGCUGAAACAACCAGUACUACUACUGACAUUACUACUACUGACAUUACUUCUACAGAAUUGCGUACAUCUGAUUCUGGCAACACUGUGACAUCAACGGAGCCAACAUCAACUGUAGGCAAAGGAGAGUACUCAACUAAUCUUUCUGUUUCUGUUGAAUUUAGGGAUGGUCUGAUAAAUGAUUCUACGAAUGUAUCAAUUGUUAAUACUAUGAUUGCAGCAACAACUGCUAAGGAUGAGCUAAGUACUAAAAUAUCAGAUGACCCGAUUAUCAUACCAACGGUAACAUACGUUAAUGAUACUGAAAAUCAGAAAACUGAUAACAAUAUUCAACCGAACAUUCCAAAAAUGAAUGGAGAACUUAUUAUACAAAAAUUACCAAUAUCUAAAAGUUAUGGAAAGAAACCCGAUUUAUAUAAGAAACCAUUGCCAAGGCGUAAAGGCACUCUCAAAGCUACUUAUGGUGAUAAACACGACAAAUUUUUCAUCAAAUCAAAACCAAUUGAAGCCCUUUCAAUAAAUAAUACAAAUAUUUCAUUACAACAAAAUAAAACACACGAUGCCGAUAUUUUGGUAAGUGAGAAAAAUGAAAUUACAACGCAAAAAUCAGAGAUAUUAGUAAAAGAAGAGCAAAAUUUAAUGAACACCAGCUCAAGCAUCACCACGAUAAACCAGGAACAGAUACAAAUAAAAGAAAAACCAGUGUCAACUGGUAAUAAUAAUCAUCAGGGAACUACGUCAAUUCCUCACACAAUAGCGGCUAUAACAAAGACAAAUAUUAAAACGAUGCAUUAUAGAACAAAGAAACCGAAACCUAAAACGCAAAUAAAAAAACCAAUCAUACAUUCAAAUCAAACGGACGAAAAACAAAUUGAUGAUAAUAAAACAGUCAAGCCUGAAUUAAUUGUGAAUAAAACUAAAAUAAAAGUUAUCACUGAUAAAUAUAUUGCAAAACCAUUGAAAUCUAUCAAUAAAGAAAUUCACAAAAUACCAUCAGCUCCAGUUUCUGAAACAUCUAAAUCCCUAAACAAACCCGUAAAGAUUGAUAUUGCACCUGAAAAUAAAGGUGGUUUUGAGAUAUUAGACAAAAACAAUCUUUGGGAAUUACUAAAAGAAGGUACCGAUCAUAACAGCUCAAAAAUUGAUGAUAAAAUUCAAGUACAUAAUAGAUUAAACGACGUGUCAAAUUUAACACAGAAUAAUAAUAAUCGUUCUUUAUAAGCUCUGUUGUUAUAUAAUAUUUAAGGCACAAAGACAUCAGCAUAUUUUUAUAAUAUUCACUCCCACAUUAAGAGAAAUUGGUGAAACUAUUAAAAUUCAGGUCAAAUUAGAGCACAUUCAUUGUUGAUUCUUAGAUCGGUAAAGUUGCACUAAUUAUUUAUAAUUGUUUAGAAUAAUGUGUUCUGUAAAUAAAGGAGUGAAUGCGUAAUUGGAUGAGGAUAAUAGGAAAGUUAUGCGCUGUGACUAUUAAAAUAUAUCUGUCUGUAAUAUUCUUAUGCUCAAAGCCUGAAAUAUAUGAAAUAGUAACUAAUAUUUCGAUCUCUUAAGACAAAAGUAAGCUUCCAAAUUUUUUAAUUAAUACAAUAACAAGUAUAAACUUUUAUGCCUUAAAAUAUAAACAAAGUUUUAAAACGAUAACCCAUGUAAAGCUAAUUAAAAAAAAAGCAUAACUUAGAAUAUGCUAGAGUUGCUGAUUAAGUAAGUUAUUUAAAUUAAUUUUAUCUUAAAACGUAUUGUUAUUAAGGAUUUAAUUAUAAACAAUGUCUAAAUUAUUCUAUUUAAUAAGAAUUUUUGACUGUAUAAGUUCAAUGGUUGUAAAAGUAUAUAAUUUUUAGUAUAGAAUAAUCUUUAAACUAAGAUAAAUUUUGUAUAUAGUUUCCUAGUUGCCAAGCCCGAUUGAAUAUGAUAGAAUUUUCUAGCUCUAUGUCUUCUUAGAUCAUAUUCGUAUUUACCCUCUAGUGAUUGUAUAACAUAGAUUUUAGCAUAAUUAUGCGAUGCCCCAGAAUUUCCAUCCGUCUAAUCUAUUCUUCUGUAUCUAUUGUAUGUAACGUAGUUUCUUAAACCGGCGCUAGACAUUCGUCGACGUUCAACUAAAGCAGUGUAUUCACGAUAUUUUGCGAAUGCACUUGCAUAUUUUAUAGUAAUCGUCGAAUGUUUGGUAGUAAAUAUUCGUAAGAUGUCAUCGGUAUAAUAUUCAGAGAAUGUUUGCACUGUUUGGGCGCCGGUCUUACUGUAGCUGUUCUUAGAUGCUUAUGUUGUAUUUGUUAGAUUAGAAAUUUAUCUUUUCCUAGUAUAUACUAUUUACCUUAACCUCUAGAAUCUACUCUAUUGCGUCUUUAUAGUGUUACCUAUCUAGUACUCGGGUUCUUUAGAUUCAUAUUCAUUUUCCUUUUAUAAUAGGCUUAUAAU